CCGUCAGAGAGCGACCAGCCUAUCCCAGGAGGAUCAACCGUCACACACUCGAAAUGCCUUCUACUUGCAACUUGUAGCUAACGUCUGGCUGUAAAAUUUUACAAUGGAUUGUAUCGGUAGCUAGCUUGUUUUAUCUUAACCGACCAUGUAAACCGUCUUGUCACGAAAGGCAGUUGACUCGUGACUGACCGCCGUAGGACGGUAACUGUACAGGAGUAGCCAGUUACAGCCCUCCGAACAACGAUAAGAAUAGACGCACCGAGCACUCACCUCCUAGCGCAGAAGUCCGUGCUCACAGUCCGGUUAACUAGAGCGUUUUUACCGUUUGAUGCCCCCAUAUGCCGGCGCCAACGCCCGUCUCAACACCCUGAAAGCAGAGAGAGAAGGCGGGAGGGAGGCAACGGUAGCUCCGGGGUCCCCGACACUCAGCCGAGAAGAGGCAUCGCUGAAAUGAGAUGAGGCUCAGAAAUGGAACUGUGGCCACUGCGAUUAUUUUCUUCACGUCUUUCCUCAGCCUGUCCUGGUACACAGCGUGGCAGAAUGGCAAAGAGAAGCUGAUAGCAUACCAGCGGGAGUUCCAUGCCUUGAAAGAACGCCUUCGUGUGGCCGAGCACAGGACGCUGCAGCGCUCGUCCGAGCUCAACACCAUUCUCGAGCAGUUCAGGCGCGCCAUCGCCGAGACUAACAGCAGCAAAGAUGCUCUCACAAACUUCUCAGAUGAGACACAGAAACUCCUGAAGGAGCUCGCAAAUAGGAAACCUCUCCAGGUGCCAAAUAUCUACCAUCACCUGCCUCACCUUCUCGACAAUGAGGGCAGCCUGCACCCUGCCGUGCAGGUUGGUCUUGGCCGCACAGGAGUCACCAUGGUGAUGGGGAUCCCCACAGUGAAGCGGAAGGUGAAGUCUUAUCUGUCAGAGACGCUGCGUUCGCUAAUAGACAAGCUGUCACCAGAGGAGAAACUUGACUGUGUCAUUAUUGUCUUCGUUGGGGAGACUGACGUGGACUAUGUUCACAGCGUGGUUGCUGGCCUGGAGAAAGAGUUUUCUACAGAACUGAGUUCAGGCUUGCUGGAAGUGAUCUCCCCACCAGCCGCCUAUUACCCCGAACUCACCAACCUUAAAGAGACUUUUGGAGACUCCAAAGAGAGAGUCAAAUGGCGAACCAAGCAAAAUCUGGACUAUUCCUUCCUCAUGAUGUAUGCUGUGAGCAAAGGAGUUUAUUAUGUCCAGCUGGAGGAUGACAUUGUGGCGAAGCCUAACUACUUUGCCACUAUGAAGAACUUUGCCCUGCAACUCUCGUCAGAGGACUGGAUGAUCCUGGAGUUCUCUCAGCUGGGCUUCAUUGGAAAAAUGUUCCAGGCUCCAGACCUGAACCUCAUUGUUGAGUUCAUCUUUAUGUUCUACAAGGAAAAGCCCAUCGACUGGCUGCUGGACCAUAUUCUCUGGGUCAAAGUCUGCAAUCCUGAGAAAGAUGCGAAACACUGCGAGCGGCAGAAGUCCAGCCUACGUGUGCGGUUCAGACCCUCCCUGUUUCAACACGUGGGACUCCAUUCUUCUCUUGCUGGAAAGAUCCAAAAACUCACAGACAAAGACUUCCUGAAGCCACUGCUUCACAAGAUGCAUGUCAACCCCCCAGCUGAGGUUUCCACUUCAGUGAAGGUGUAUCAGGGUCACACGCUAGAGAAGACGUACCUAGGAGAGGACUUCUUCUGGGCCAUCACUCCUACUGCAGGAGACUACAUCCUCUUCAAAUUUGACCGACCUGUUAGCAUAGAGAGGUUCCUGUUUCGCAGUGGUAACCAAGAGCACCCAGGGGACAAGAUCGAGAACACCACAGUGGAAAUACUGCCUGUUUCUGAACCUGGACCGAAGACCAAAGAGAAGUUCAAGCGAACUGAAGACCGCUUUUACAGGAUUGGUCAGUUUGAAAAGGGUGUGGCAGAGGGAUUUGUAGAUCCUUCUUUCAAUCCCAUCAUAGCACUUCGGCUUUCAGUUGUCAAAGACUCAGCUGUGUGGGCCAUCCUCAGUGAAAUACAUAUAAAGAGGAUAGCUGGCUGACUGUUCUGGAGCAGGCACUUGAAUCAUGGCCCCUGGGGGACCAAAAUCUCCUAGAUUGCUUACGCAGGGCUUCUGGCACCUGGCAACCAGCAGUGAAGUCAUUAGAGCCCACUAGAGUUGCUUGUCUGAGGAACGCCACCUCUCUAUCCCCGCUCUUCCUAAUGUACCUUGUUUAGCUUCUCAUCGAUCGAUUUCUUUCUGCAUCUCUCCCUCACUCUUAUGUUCUUAAUUCAUUUGUGAGAAUGUGAUUACUACUGUCCUAAAGAACAACAGCGGAGUGUGUGGAAGACAUCUGCUCCCAGCUCUGUCUCUCAAAGUGACUGUGUUGUUCAGCAGCUUUGAACACAAUCAGAAAAUGCUUGGGACAAAUAAGGACAAAUUAUCACGUCUGGGGAGAACCAGUCACCUGGCCACUGGUGUAGAUGCUGCCAAAUCCUCCUCUGUUUCUCAAUGCUGCCACCUUAGGGCAAGCUGGGGCAUUGCACUGUCCACUAGCGCCUCAGCAAAAGCCCAUGAUGAUCAAGAAUGUUAUCAUCACUAAUGGCCAGUUGCUGUCUGUUCUCGACAGAGAUGACGGAGCUCUAGAUCAACACCAGCCCAAACAACGUUUCCCUCACACCCAGAGUACUGUCAGCCACACUCAAUACUCCACUUGUCCUGAAACACAAACUCAGGAUGAGCUUACUGUUCCAAAAUCCUGCCUGUAGCCAGUCAGUAACAACUUUGACCAUACUGUAGGCCAGAUUCCAUGGUAACUAUCCCAAUUCAUCAAGAAAAUAAGUUCCAUGACACCAUAUCUAUCUCACCUCCUGUCUGACAGGCCGUGUAUGACCUCAGUGUCCAUUAAUAGUAAACCAAUCAGACAUUGCCUUGGCGUCAUUUUCCCGAAGGAAUAUAUUGUUACAUUGAUAUAUUAUUACAGCUAUGACGAUCUAUGAAGGUGACUUAAUUUAUUUGAAAUAAAUCUUUAAUUUGUA
Perca fluviatilis (European perch) is the source of this 3034-nucleotide messenger RNA. It is a transcript of the gene mgat4a, whose product is annotated as alpha-1,3-mannosyl-glycoprotein 4-beta-N-acetylglucosaminyltransferase A. NCBI's taxonomy places the organism in Eukaryota, Metazoa, Chordata, Actinopteri, Perciformes, Percidae. Gene Ontology annotation, biological process: protein N-linked glycosylation. Gene Ontology annotation, cellular component: endoplasmic reticulum; Golgi stack; endoplasmic reticulum-Golgi intermediate compartment. The record is from RefSeq and is a predicted model, not a curated record. Gene Ontology annotation, molecular function: acetylglucosaminyltransferase activity. The transcript is spliced from 16 exons. The coding region runs from base 456 to 2057 and encodes 533 amino acids.